AUGAAGUUCCUUCUCCUCACAUUUGUUGGGGUUGUUCACCUUUUAUCCCUGAGCUCUGGGAAAACAAUAUAUAAGAAUGACAUCUCUCAGAGGUCUUUUCAAGAAAUUAAAGAAGAAAUAGCCAGCUAUGGAGAUGUUGCUAAAGCAAUCAUCAACCUUGCUGUUUAUGGUAAAGCCCAGAACAGAUCCUAUGAGCGACUGGCACUUCUGGUGGAUACUGUUGGACCCAGACCAAGUGGUUCCAAGAGCUUAGAAAAAGCCAUCCAAAUCAUGCACCAGAACCUGCAGGAAGAUGGGCUGGAGAAUGUCCACUUGGAGCCGGUCAAAAUACCCCACUGGGAGAGGGGGGAAGAAUCUGCUGUGAUGCUGGAGCCAAGGAUUCACAAGAUGGCUAUUUUGGGUCUUGGAAGCAGCAUUGGGACUCCCCCAGAAGGCAUUACAGCAGAAGUUCUCGUGGUGACCUCGUUCGAGGAACUGCAGAGAAGGGCCCCAGAAGCAAGAGGGAAGAUUGUUGUGUAUAAUCAACCUUAUGUCAACUACUCGAAGACAGUGCUGUACCGAGUCCAGGGGUCAGUGGAAGCUGCCAAAGUGGGGGCUGUGGCAUCCCUGAUUCGAUCAGUGGCUUCCUUCUCCAUCUACAGUCCUCACACAGGUAUUCAGGAAUACCAAGAUGGUGUGCCAAAAAUCCCAACAGCCUGUAUUACAGUGGAAGAUGCAGAAAUGAUGUCAAGAAUGGCUUCUCGUGGGAACAGAAUUGUUAUUCAGCUGAAGAUGGGGGCAAAGAACUAUCCCGAUGCUGAUUCCUUCAACACUGUAGCAGAGAUCAUUGGCAGCAAGUACCCAGAGCAGGUCGUACUGGUCAGUGGACAUCUGGACAGCUGGGAUGUGGGGCAGGGUGCCAUGGAUGAUGGCGGUGGAGCCUUUAUAUCAUGGGAAGCACUCUCGCUUAUUAAAGAUCUUGGGUUGCGACCAAAGAGGACUCUGCGUUUGGUGCUCUGGACUGCAGAGGAACAAGGUGGAAUCGGUGCCUUCCAGUAUUAUCAGUUACACAAGGCAAAUAUUUCCAACUACAGCCUGGUGAUGGAGUCUGAUCUGGGAACCUUCUUACCCUCUGGGCUGCAAUUCACUGGCAGCGAAAAGGCCAGGACCAUCGUGGAGGAGGUCAUGAGCCUGCUGCAGCCUGUCAACAUCACACAGGUCUUUAGGGCUGGAGAAGGGACAGACAUUAACUUCUGGAUCCAAGCUGGAGUGCCUGGAGCCAGUCUACUUGAUGACCUAUAUAAAUAUUUCUCCUUCCAUCACUCCCGUGGAGACACCAUGACUAUCAUGGAUCCAAAGCAGAUGAAUGUUGCUGCCGCUGUUUGGGCUGUUGUCUCUUACGUCAUUGCAGACAUGGAGGAAAUGCUGCCCAGGUCUUAG
Molecule: messenger RNA, 1419 nt
Organism: Puma concolor (puma)
Lineage: Eukaryota; Metazoa; Chordata; Mammalia; Carnivora; Felidae
Source: RefSeq, a predicted model, not a curated record